Messenger RNA from Dujonia railenensis, 384 nucleotides. NCBI's taxonomy places the organism in Eukaryota, Fungi, Ascomycota, Pichiomycetes, Serinales, Debaryomycetaceae. The record is from the annotation of a GenBank genome assembly.
AUGGAACAUUGGCAAGUGACUAUGCAUUACUUAUAUAAAGGAAUGCUCGAAAGAGUUUUCUAUUUUUACAUGCGAGAAGAUUAUUUUCCACUCAAUCAAGAAACAUUACUCCGUUUCGUGCAGAUAAUGCUAACCCAAAAAAUUCUAAAAUCAUCUGUGCCGCAUCCAAAAAACACUUAUCCGCACAGGUUGAAAAUAACCACCUAUUCCAAAAGUGAUAAUGCGUACAUGAGUCUAGAGUGCAUUUGGGAUCCAUGCUACCUAGGGAAGCCUAAAAGGCUUAAAAUAAGGUUAAUGCGCCUAAAAGUCGAAUCAGUUAGUGUACCACUGAAUGUUCCCAGAUCAUGUGGAAUAAGAUACAUUACAUAUUUUUUUAUUUUAUAG